Pimephales promelas (fathead minnow) is the source of this 3234-nucleotide messenger RNA. It is a transcript of the gene b4galt3, whose product is annotated as beta-1,4-galactosyltransferase 3. Gene Ontology annotation, biological process: galactosylceramide biosynthetic process; carbohydrate metabolic process. Gene Ontology annotation, cellular component: Golgi apparatus. Gene Ontology annotation, molecular function: galactosyltransferase activity. The record is from RefSeq and is a predicted model, not a curated record. Lineage: Eukaryota; Metazoa; Chordata; Actinopteri; Cypriniformes; Leuciscidae.
AGCAUCAAAAGAGUGCCCGUCGUCGGUAGCGCGUCACCGAAUCAAACAUGUCUGUCAGCGGCUCUCUGCUAUAACGCGCUCAGCACGCGCUUCACCACCGAGAUCCGCGACACGCUCAUGCGACUGCGGAUAUUCGUGUUCCGUGUGACAUAGAAGAAUGAUUAUUCACAAUCGAGUGAUUAAUAUUAAAUAAAGGCCUAGAUAUCUACAGACACUGGAGCCUCAUUUGAAGAAGCGUCGCAUGUGAUCCGGGUGCACUGCACAAUGUUUUGUGAUGGACAGGAAGAGGAGGACAGUGGUCUGUCAAUCCUGUGUUUAUGACCAGUCAGCACAGUGACUCGCACUCAUGCCAUAGAUGUCCUCCCCUUAGCUCACGAGCUUACUUUAUUUUCUCCCUGUCCCCGCUCUUCCCUCUCUCAUGCAUCUUGCUUUGCCUUCACUCCCUCUCUCUUCUCUAAUCUCUCCACCCCUUCUGACUUUUCCGUCCUCCUUUCCUCUGUCACUCCUGCUCUUGUGUCGGAUGUCAUGAUGGUGUGCUGCAGUCGAGCACUGGACUCCCCCUGCACUCUGGCUCUGCUGGUGGGCUUCCAAUUUGCAUUUGUCCUGUACUUCUCUCUGGGAGGCUUUCGUGGCCUAGUGUCCGUUUUGGUUCAUUCCACUGAGCCUGAGAUCGACUACUCUCGACCGCAUGACGUCUACACCAAUCUGACCUCUCUGCUGGUCCACCAUCCAGGACCCAGUGGACCCGAACAGCAGAUAAGGGACUGUACACUGCCCUCUCCACUGCUGGUGGGUCCUGUUUCUGUCCACCUCUCCUCACCCCCCUCCCUGGAGGAGAUAAAAGAGAAGAACCCCUUGGUGACCUUAGGGGGUCAUUACCGCCCACCAGACUGUGAAGCACGGCACCACACAGCCAUCGUGGUCCCCUACCGGAACCGUCAGACCCACCUCCGCGCCCUCCUCUACCAUCUGCACCCCUUUUUGCAGCGCCAGCAGGUCCACUACGGCAUUUACAUUGUGCACCAGUCAGGGAACUCCACGUUUAACCGAGCAAAGUUGCUAAAUGUUGGAGUGCGAGAGGCGCUGAAAGAGGAGGACUGGAGCUGUGUUUUCCUGCAUGACGUUGACCUGCUACCUGAGAAUGACCACAAUACCUACACCUGCCACCCCCAGUACCCAACACACCUCUCCGUGGCUAUGGACAAGUUCAGAUACAGGCUUCCAUACUCUCAGUACUUCGGAGGGGUGUCUGCUGUAACUCCGGAGCAGUAUCUCAAAAUGAACGGCUUUCCGAACCAGUAUUGGGGCUGGGGAGGGGAGGACGAUGACAUCGCAGCUCGAGUCCGUCUCUCUGGGAUGAAGAUAAUGCGCCCUCCUUUGGCCAUUGGUCAUUAUAAGAUGAUCAAACAUAAAGGAGAUCAGGGUAAUGAGCAGAACCCGAGAAGGUUUGAUUUGCUGAAGCGCACAAGGCUGAACUGGCGCUCAGAUGGACUGAACUCAUUGACUUAUAAGCUCCUGUCCAAAGAGUUGGACCCAUUGUACACCAAUUUGACUGUCAACAUUGGGGAUGAUCCACACCAUCCUCCUGUGAAGGAUCCAUCCUGGAAGUCACAGCCUCAACCUGCUCCAACUAAUAAGAUGAAGACUGAAAAAGUGGGCGUGGCCAUCACUAAUACCACAAAAAUAGAGAAAGCCAGUAAUGAAACGUCAAAUGUUGUUAAAAAAGCUCCUGUGAAUCAAGAAGUUGGAUGAUAUUGAUAAUGGAGUUUCCACAGAGGCUUCUAACAGACAAUGGAGGGAAUACCAGUUUGCGCUUUGUUUUAUAUCGUGAAGCAUUGCUACUAGGCAAAUAAGUUCAUUCCACUGAAAGUCGACUGAAGCUGUUUGGCAACCUCUGAAUGUUGCUCAGCUACUGAUAUGGUGACAUUUGCACAAGUCUGGAAUCAUUUGCUGAAGAACUCGUUUUGCUGUAGAAGUCGUAUCAGAAUGGGCUGAGUUGUGAACGCUCUCAAAAGUGACCUAUCGACGUACCUGUCCAAGUCCAGUGUGUUUUUGAGCCGACCUGCUGCCAGCUGCUGCUCUUCAUCCCACUGUGUGGGUCUGUUUUUCUGUGCCUUUUCUUCCCUUGAUCCAGUCUCUUAUCAACAUGCCAUGACUCAGUCAAAAGCAUUAUUACUGCAUACCACUGUUAUUAAUACUAGAGUUGAAUGCUCAUUCCACAUGUUUAUCUAUUUUUCUUUACUUUCAAUAUCUAAUCAGCACACACUGCUUUGUGAUCUAGUGCUUGAGCAGACGUGUAUCACUGUGGUCUAUUUUUGGUCUAACUGUACAAACUUAGAAAGGUGUGAUCUUUGAUAGUGAGCACUGGUUUAUUUUCUCUUUUAGCUGCUCAGAUAUCUAUUAAUAGUUUUAUGAUACAGUAUAAAAGAGUUGAAUUGUUGUAGGUAUUUUGUGGUGCCUUUGUUGGAUUCCAUUUUGGUUGUAGACAAUCAUUGGGAUAAGCCGAUACAUUUACUUCUAUUAUUUGAAUUCAGGAAUAUGUUUCUGUCAGAUUAGAUUUGAUGGUUAGGUUGAAGGUGUGACUUUAUUGUAAGAUGUUAGUUGACAUUUUUAGAUUUUAUAAACAUUAACCAGUUAAUGGGUAUUUUUAUGAUUAGUUAUAUAGCAGCAAGAAUUAGUUUUAUUUAUUGUUCAAAAAUAUUGGUUGAUAUCACCCAUCAUGGUACUUUUUCAGUAUAUGCUGUAAAUUAAGCUGAAAUCUAUAUUAAAUACAAUCAUUGAGUAUAAGCUAUUUGAGGAACAAAGAUUUUAGUGGCAAGUUCUUUUGAAAAUAAAAUUGUAUUGCACAUUAUGUUAGCAGAUCCACUGGCAUUUUUCCACUAAAGAUCAAAUAAUUAUCUGUAAAUGAUAGUCUGAAGGUGCUCAUUCAUUGAGAUUUUACCCCAUCAUGUGACAUGAUGCAUAUCUUGUUGUAUUUACGACAUAUUUCAAAACCUAAAUAUACAUUUCAAAGAGUGUUGAAAGAUCAGUAUAUUAUGUAUUCUGAUUUUGAUACACAAUUAUUUGUAUGACCGACUUAAGAUUUGCAUUUGAAUUAGAACUAUAAAAGGUUUUUGUAAAUAAUUAAAGACAGUAUUCUGACAUGCAUGGGGCAGGUAUAUUUCAUCAUAGCAUAUUUGCAAGACUCUUGUAUACCAUAUAUAUAUAAUUAUUAAAGUAUAUAGUUUUCUAUCA